Eimeria acervulina is the source of this 1299-nucleotide messenger RNA. RefSeq lists its product as hypothetical. The record is from RefSeq and is a predicted model, not a curated record. NCBI's taxonomy places the organism in Eukaryota, Apicomplexa, Conoidasida, Eucoccidiorida, Eimeriidae. The coding region runs from base 1 to 1299 and encodes 432 amino acids. The transcript is spliced from 5 exons.
AUGAGAGGUCGCAUAGUGUCGGUAAUUGGGGAGCGUGUGCCUUUAGAGCUGCUAACCCAUCGCCCCCUUAGUCCAGCGCAACUGGCUGAGAUCCAGGUUCUCCUGUCUUCGAGGUCCAUAGCUAACUUUGCGUUCACCUUUUGCCACCUUGUGUACUGGGUCGCUUUUGGCCAGACCCAGCGUGAUGCAUCCCAAGACAGUAAAGAUGACGGGGCACUCGGCACAAAGGACUGCGUCGAAUGCGAAGAAACUGACAAAAAUUCCCCUCCAAAUUACUCAAACAACCGCACUGGUGUUGUUGGUACACCCCAACCUCGUGUGCGCGAAGACGUUUCAAAGGAACAACGUGACUUGAACCAAGGCCACGAAAGCCUUAAAAAGGAAAAUUCACCUUUUACGCCAGAGGAGCCUUACCUGCCUUCUCAGGUCGACCCCAAGGCCCCAGAAAAUAUUUUCAAGGAGGAAUUAAUGCGCCUUCGUGGAGCAGAAGGUAGCACGACCAGCUUGGUAGGCGGAGGCCUCAGCCAAGUAGUCAGGAGAUAUGGAGUACUGCAACAUCCAUCAGAAGCGGAGCCGAUAGGAGAAGCGCCCGCACUAGAAAGCUGUGAAGAGCUCCUCGUUCCCCUCAAUACAUGCAGAAAAAGGCUGAAGGUGCUGGCCGCUGCCGAGGCCGCCUACCAAGAAGUCAUGGAGAAAAUCAAAAACUCCUUUGGGUCAAUUGGAAUUUCCCUCAUUUGUCCUCUUUCGGUGCUGGCCGUAAAGGAGGCUGUGGCUUGGGCUCUGAGGGAGCACCUGCCAAAGCUGCUAGGACAAAAGGCACUUCAACUCGAGCUAGCAGAUCGUAUUAACGCCCUCUUUGCUCAACUCUUCGACCCACAGGGAUAUUUUUCCAGGUUCCCUGCAAUCGACGCCCACCCAGUGACGCAGCAGCUCCAAAAAAAACUGGAAAAGUACCAGGCCAACUGCCCUAAGCCACCAGCGUCUACAGCCGAGUGUUUUUACACCUUGUGCACCCCUUUGGAUCUCAGAGAAUGUACGCAGCAGAUAGAGACGGAGGUAAAGCACCUGGAAAGUGAGGUCAACAAGCAACCAUCAUUCCUGCAUCUGAAGCACGAAAGCCGGCCAGGGCCAGUUGUAGGAGAAGUAGUACCCGAAGACGAAGAUCCCCAGCACAAAUUGCUGCGUCUGCAGAAGGCGCAGCAGGAGCUUCUCAACCGCCUGAAUCCGAAGGCAUUCGAUCCCAUUAGUAACUGGAACUGCCCAGCCUUGUGGGCUACAUCCCCGGAAGACCUGCCAUGA